UUUGGAAACAGAGCUAUUUUCCCUUGUGCUUGUGAAAAAAAGUAAUGUAUUUCGGUAGAUUUGUUUCUGAGCUUUAUCUCUUUUUCUUUUAUGAUGGAUAGGGAAAAGAAAAAAGCAGAUAUCUCUGAAAAGGAAAAGAUAAUGCAGCAAGUUGGUCUAGUCGAAGCACCUGCCAGAGAUUGCCAGCCGUUUCUUCGACGAUCACGUUCGACUCAGAAGUGCAAAAUGAAAAGGAAUAGCAGAAAUAAAUGGAAAAACAGAAGGUAUCUAGACGUACAAUGCAGCACGCAGCAAUAACAACAGCAUUUGCAGACCGAAGUAGCAUACAAGCAAGGAACAAAGCCACGGUCGCCUUUGGUUAAAGAUACAAAUUAAAGCAGACAAAUAGCCGAAAGACAUCCAUGUGUUUGCAGCACAGAUUGCAUGUCAAGUACUUAGCUGUUAGCUCAGCUCAGCUCCAGGGCUUUCUAUCCUCAUCUUGCAGAACGCAAUCAUCCACUCAUCUCCAGAGCUUCCACGCAAGGCACUUGGCUUACUCGACCGCCACCUUCAGAUUUGAUACUCAGACAGAUCAUGGAUAAAGCACCGUAUUCUGAUUGCACCCCCGCUGCGUUGGCAAACUUCGAUAAGUUCAUGGGACGGCAGAUGUUGCAAGUGAAUGCUCUCCUGGUGGAGAAAACCAUCCUGAUGGGAAUCAUGGUCGGGAUAGGCGCCUACGGCCAUCGCUACCGUCACCAUCCAUUGACCCGCUACCUCUUCCUCGGUGCCACCAUAUUGUUCUUGCCCAUCAUCUCCUAUAUUGCCUCUGUCACUGAUGUUCAGUAUAUCGUCGUUGUUCUGGCUCCUUAUAAUAUCAUAGCCACAGGGAAUUGUGAUCCAAGUAUUCAUCCCGGCCUGGUCUUAGUAUGGAUUUCCUUUGUUAUGAUUGUUGGCAUCAAUACAACCACAAUAGUUGCCGCCCAUGCUAGAGAAGGUCGAAGCAUUGCGCCCCCUGCAGUACUGAUGGUGCAAGCAAUAUGGACUACCUACCUUGGGGUCAACAUCAUGCAAGGUCCAAAUCGAAGUUUGUCAUCCCUAGAAGAUAUAAAACAAUAUGUCACCUUGGCGUCUGUUCUUGCCAUUUUUGCACCAUUUGCUCUUAUCAUUGCCAAAAUAUUUGUCAAGUAUUAUGCAUGGUACGGUGCAAGACAAUCCUUUGCGUUUGGACACAAUCCUCGUCUUAUUGUUGGAUUCAUGGAGCAGCUACCAGAUAGAAGUCAGCAUGCCGAGGAAGUCAUUGAAAAUAUGCUGCCUCCUCUUAUAGUCACAGGAGAGGACACAUUGUUGGUAGAGAAGAACCCUCAUGGUUACACUUUUAGUGGAGGUGAUGGGACAGGGAUGAACAACAAUGGCUUAGUGACCAUUCACAAAGUCUGGGAGUCAGAUGACAUCUUUCACAAGUCAACGGCACAACUCAAGGAUCUAUGUUUUUCAUUUGCAUUGUUCAAGCUGCUAAGGUGUCGUUUCGCAAAAGACACCGCCACUGAAACUGUCUUCAUGAAGGCCCGCAACUUCUUAUGGCAUCUGCUGGCCGAGGAUAGGGAUGGUGGAUGGGUACUUGGGUUGAUUGCAUAUGAGCUUUCCUUUCUACAUGACUAUUAUUAUUCCUCCCUUCCAACCUCAUACUCCAAGAGUUGGCUGCCCAUCUUGAGCAUUGGUUAUUGUUUAUUGGCCGCAAUUAUUCUGAAGUAAGUUUACCCUACUAUUGGAGUGACAUGGGUGCACGCCAGAUAAGUUGUCGUGUCCAGUGCAAGUGGGAUCCUAGUGGAGUUGGUUCUGAGAUGCUUUUCGGAAAUUUAUUGUUUGAUUUGUUGCCAUUGUUCUCAUUAGCUGCAUUAGUCGUGCUCUGUGAGGUGAGGGUUAUUGCAUCCUACAUCUGCUCAGACUGGACUAAAGUGGCCUUAAUGUGCCGCUAUGUAAGCCAUGCUUCUUGGCGUGGAUAUCCUACAUUGCGAAAAGGGACUGGCCUAUUAUUACAACACAGAUGCAAGCUAGUGAAGCCUUGGCAGGACAAAAUGAAUCAGUGCUCAGUCCUGGUGCUCAGUCACAGAAAAGCGCCGGUGGCUCUUGUUGAGCGUCUCGUUCCUCUUCCUGAGCCAAAGAAGAACGUCGACACGCCAAGAGAGGUGAAGACUGCCAUUGCCAACACAUUAAGAAGCAGCAUGGGAGACCUCAGAAAUGGCAUGAGAUGUUUGCAACUCGGCGUGCAAGUCGGGGACAACCUCCUCCGGGCAUGAAGCACCAAAGGUACAUCUGACGCCUUACUUUCAUGGCACAUCACCACAAGCAUCUUUGAGGUGAGGCACUCACAAUCAUCACCAGCCUCUGACCACAAGAUUGUUGCCACCCACUUUUCACGCUACUAUGCCUACUUGGUGGCAUAUUGUCCUGAGCUACUUCCCGAUGACUAUGCGUGGAGCAAGAGCCUUUACAAGGCCACCAAGGAAGACGCUGAGCGUGUCCUUGCCGGUCGUGUCGCCAAGUCGACGCCUGAACUAGAAUAUCAGCAGUUGGUUGAGUUGCUGAGUGCAAGGUCGAAGCAUGAGGUGCUCAAGAAUGGUGUAAAGCUUGGCAAACAAAUGGUGAGGUGGAUUGAAGGAGAGGACGAGGGAUGGACGAUUCUGGCUGGAUUUUGGUGUGAGAUGCUCCUGUAUAUUGCUCCGUCAGAUAACCUGGAUGGGCAUGCGGAGGCAAUUGCCCGGGGUGGCGAGCUGAUUACACUCCUGUGGGCACUACUCACCCAUGUUGGGGUUGUCAGUAGGCCUGAGGCCGCCCGUGCCAGUAUUCGUGUUUCUGAUAUUGCUUAAGUACUAGGCCAGUGUUGUUCCAAGCCUAGUCUGUUUUGUGCCGCGUUUCAGUUACUGCCAUUUGAUUUUGUUCUUGAGUGAUUGAUGUAUUUGCCGUUGUAACGAUCUGUGUUGCAUUGCACCUUCUUUGUUAGCUGCUUCUCCGAACAUAUCUUCAUGAUUAGAACAUA
This is a messenger RNA of Triticum aestivum (bread wheat), 3016 nucleotides long. RefSeq lists its product as uncharacterized. The record is from RefSeq and is a predicted model, not a curated record. The transcript has 2 exons. NCBI's taxonomy places the organism in Eukaryota, Viridiplantae, Streptophyta, Magnoliopsida, Poales, Poaceae. The coding region runs from base 574 to 1731 and encodes 385 amino acids.